Messenger RNA from Candoia aspera, 3188 nucleotides. It is a transcript of the gene SCAMP2, whose product is annotated as secretory carrier membrane protein 2. NCBI's taxonomy places the organism in Eukaryota, Metazoa, Chordata, Lepidosauria, Squamata, Candoiidae. Gene Ontology annotation, biological process: protein transport. The record is from RefSeq and is a predicted model, not a curated record. The transcript is spliced from 10 exons. Bases 130 to 1242 code for a protein of 370 amino acids. Gene Ontology annotation, cellular component: trans-Golgi network membrane; recycling endosome membrane.
GGAGCCCGAAGGGGCGGAAACCAGCCUUCUCCCGGAAGUGUGUGGUUUCUAGGGUGCAGGAAGCGGACCGGGCUGGGAACAGGUGCGGCGGACUUCGUCCCGGUUGGCGGGGAGGAAGAAGCAGCGGCCAUGUCGGCCUUUGAGGCGAACCCCUUCGCGGAUCCGGUGGACGUCAAUCCCUUCCAGGAUCCUUCAGUCACCCAGCUGACCAAUGCAAACCAAGGUACUCUGGAUGAAUUCAAUCCAUUCUCGGAGAACUCUCGGCUGGCGAAAGCAGCUCAGACGUUGCCAGCAACCCAGCCUGCGGGUGGCUCUCAGCCCGCUGUGCUUCAGCCUUCUGUGGAACCCACCCCACAGCUGCUGCUUAGACAGGCCAGCAAGUACCUGACUCCCAAAUUCAUCUCAGCAAGUUCAGAAGGUUCAGAGAGGCAGAAGUUGCUAGAAGACAGCAGCAGUCAGAGUCACCACCAGUCUGUCGCCUCAGCAGCACAGGCUGGCCUCCUGCAGCAGCAAGAGGAAUUAGAAAGGAAAGCUGCAGAGUUGGACAGAAAGGAGCGUGAACUGCAGAACAGCGCAGCAGGCUUCAACCCCAAACAGAACAAUUGGCCCCCACUUCCAAAGAACUGUCCGAUCAAGCCUUGCUUCUAUCAAGAUUUCUCUGCGGACAUCCCAGCCGACUAUCAACACAUUUGCAAAAUGCUGUAUUACCUGUGGAUGUUUCACUCAGUCACCCUGCUGCUAAACCUCCUCGCCUGCCUGGCGCGGUUCACAGUGGUCCCCGAUAAAGCAGGAACGGACUUCGGCCUGUCUAUCUUAUGGCUUGUCUUGUUCACCCCCUGCGCUUUCCUUUGUUGGUAUCGGCCCGUUUACAAGGCUUUCAGGUCUGACAGCUCCUUCAGUUUCUUUGUGUUCUUCUUCAUAUUUUUUUGCCAAAUAGCUAUCUACGUCAUCCAGUCUAUUGGCUUCCCUAAUUGUGGGAACAGUGGCUGGAUUUUAGCACUCACGACAGAGAACUUGGCAGUGAGGAUUAUCAUGAUGGUGGUGGCUGUGUUCUUCAUGUCCUGCGCUAUUCUCUCCCUCUUCUUGCUAAAGCGAGUCCACUCGCUCUACCGCCGGACAGGCGCCAGCUUCCAGAGAGCGCAGGAAGAGUUCUCCCAAGGCAUCCUCACCAACAGGAACUUUCAGACUGCCGCUGGCGGGGCAGCCUCUGCAGCUGCUCAAAAUGCUUUCCGGGGAAACUGAAAUUUCCCAGCGCGGGCUCGGGCCCUGCUUCCCUUCCACGCUUGUUCUGAUUGUGAACAUUCAGGCGGUUUUCUCCCACGGAUACAAGUCCUAACCCCCAAGAGGCCUGCGGGGACUCUUCUCUCAAACUUUGCCCCGUCUCCCUCCGUGUCUUGUUGGAAGGUGCAAGGAUCGGGGUGUCUAGCCUUUGGUGUGGUCUAUUUCCUCCUCCCUCCCUCCCAAUAUAAAUUCCUCCCUUUGGGUUACAUGCAUAUAUUUCGUGCACUUUCCAUUCCCUCCAAUGCCGGUGUUUGGGGAAGGUGAUUUUGCACUCUUGAAUGUCCCACUGGAAGCGUUAAUGAACAAUUACCCUCCUCCUCUCCCUUCAUAAUCCCAGUUGCUGCCCUUGCUGAUUUUUAAUUAGUCGGAGACCUUUAACUGCCGGCGUAGGAUGGGUGUAUGGCCUGCUUCCCCCCCCCCCCGUGUUUUCUGUGAGAUGCGAAGGACACGAUUUGAGAAAUAACACUCCUUGCUAAUUUUUUCCCCCCCUACAGCCUCCCAAAAAGCAGGUUUCCUAUCUGUGGUUGAAAUUUUGGAGAGUCGGGGAGGAUAAUUUCUUAUUCGCCGGCUAGAUUUGCCCCUGAGAAGUUAGCGACGUGGCCUUAGUGCCGGUCUUGGAUCUUGAAUGGAAGUGACGGGGUUUCGGGUUAAGCGGUUGAGUGCACAACUGAGAUGAAGGGGGCAAUUAUUUCUCAACCACCUUUUUAGGCUUUUUGGUGAUCCUGUGCUGAUUCUACUUGACGCUGUCGUUUCUGUUUUGAAAAGUUCUUUUUUUCUCCCCCCCACCCGCCAACCCCAAUACAACCAUCAAAACAAAUAGUUCAAAAAGAGCAUGUUAACAAAAGCCCCUAUUUCUGAAAAAUAGGCCUAUGGAAACAGCUCGCCUGGUUUUUACCAGACUUGAAACCGCAGUGAAUUGGAUGUGAUUCAACAACGUGCAUUCGUUUGGCAGAAUUUUCGGUAGCAAACCAAUAGCAAAUCCGGCAAUGUUUGUUUAUCCCAUCCCUGGCAGAGGCCCUCUGCAUCUGCCAAGUGGUGGAGGUCUUAAGUUUGAUGUCAAUUCACUGCAGUGAAGAAAGAGAAAUAGGUUUCCCAGUUGCCAGCACGUCUGGAUUCAAAAUAGUUUGGAGAGAAAGACUUAAGUGUUAGCAAACACUUGCUUGGGGCAGGAUUGGGCGACAGGAAGCUCGUACAGUACGUUAUCCUCAUGUUCUCCAACCCAAGCGAUGAACAACAGGCUCCACAAACAUUCGGGCACUUUUCAAAGGCCUGUUUCAGCCUCUGCAAACAAAUCAGUGUAAAAGCAAAACUUCAGCCGCCCCAUCUGAUCCACUUGGGGUUUUGAUUGAUUCCCCAAGAGCUAUACCACCUUGGGGAGAACUAGAGGAUUGGGAGUGUAGCUCUUAAAAACACUAAACGAUCUGUCACUCUGUUACUUUCUUCAACAUAAUUUAAGUGAUUAAGAUGUAUAUCAGAGGCUUACAAGUAACUUUUAAUAGAUCUGAUGGAGGGGGAAUAUUCGGGGGACUAAGAUGUGGUUGCAGUCUUGCUGACCAUUUUUUUUCCUUGCUUUUUACUCGUUUAGAUGAACUUGGUGUCUCUCUCUUCUACCCUCCCCCAAAAUACAUAGGUUUUUUUCCCCCCAGAUGUUUCCAAACCUGUUGUGAGGUUGGAUGUAGCCUAGUACAUCCCAGGGAAGUAUCUCUUGGUUUCUGUCUCUUUCUUAUUUUUAUUAUUAUUAUUAUUCUUUGAAUAUAUGUAAUGAUGGCAGAAAUGAGAUUUCUUUUUUUAAUAUCUUCCCCCCUUGGAUGUAUUUUCCACCUCUGAUUUUUUUUUCCAUGUAAAAAAUGUAUAUGUCAAACUUUUGUGCUUAAAUACAGAAUAAAAAUAUCAAGACUUAGUAGAAA